This is a messenger RNA of Nelumbo nucifera (sacred lotus), 1287 nucleotides long. RefSeq names its product F-box protein FBW2-like. The record is from RefSeq and is a predicted model, not a curated record. Gene Ontology annotation, molecular function: protein binding. NCBI's taxonomy places the organism in Eukaryota, Viridiplantae, Streptophyta, Magnoliopsida, Proteales, Nelumbonaceae.
UACUAAUUCUAACAGAGAAUCCAAAAAAAUAUCGAAAGACUUCUGCUGUUGCAAGGGAAACGGAGAGACAGGAUGGAUGGAGAGCGGCAAACCAAGAGAUUUUACUCCGAUUCGUUCACAGGUACCGUCGCCGUUUCUAAUAACGUCGGCGGUAAUCGAAAAGCUGACGUAUCAGGCUGGUGGGAAGGGCUGAGCCCGGAGUUGCUGGCCUUGAUAUUUGUUCGGAUCCCGGCAGACCAAUUAGUUCGAGCGAUUCCUCUCGUCUGUAAAUCCUGGCGGGAAGUCGUUGCCGGACCCUACUGCUGGACUGACAUUGACGUCGAGCAAUGGUGCCGCCGAUGUAACCGCUCCGAUCUCAUCGAUUCUGCUGUUCGCAGGCUUGUCCGUCGCAGCAAGGGGACCCUUCGUCGACUCUCCGCUUACAAGCUUGGCAACUCCGGAUUCUCCUUUGUAGCCAACUGUGGCAGAUGCCUUAAGGUGCUUAAGAUUCCCAUGAGCGAUGUGACAGACAAAAUGGUGGAGAAGCACGCGGAAUCUCUGGCAAUGGUGACGGUCUUGGACAUUAGUUACUGUUUGAAAAUCAGUUCCAAAGGGCUUGAAGCUCUGGGGAAGCAUUGCAAGGCCUUGACUCAUUUGAAGCGGAAUAUGCCCCCGCCGGAGUGGGAGCAGCUAGCCGUAGAGGUAGAUGCUGCCAAGAUGGACGAUGGGGAGGCGAUGAUCAUAGCUGAUACAAUGCCGAAACUUCGCCAUCUUGAACUUGGGUUUGGACGUUUCAGUGAUCGUGGUCUCGAUGCCAUCUUUACCAAGUGUAGGGCCCUUACUCACCUUGAUAUUCAAGGGUGUUGGAGUGUGAAGUUAGAGGGAGAUCUUGAGGAUAAGUGUAACCAGCUUGUGGUCUUUAAGGGCCCUUGGGAUGAUGAUUAUGAUGAUGCGCGUUCUUCAGAAAAUGAGGGUGAUUGUGUGGAUGAAGUUGCAGAAUCCUCUUCCUCAGACUCUGACUAGCUAGCAACUUGAUUUUAGCCUAGCUUAGCAUAUCAUACAUUCACUUUUUUUUGGUGGAAUUUUGGGUAAUUGUCGAUACAUCUCUGAUCUGAUUGGUGUAGGUUUCUGAAGUGUUUUGUUCCUCUCCUAGUAGGAUACAUGAAGGGAACUUCAUACUUGUUAAUAUGGGAGAAUUAAACGGUUCUGUACAUUCCCUUUCAUACUGCUGUUGACAUUGGGAAAUCACUGAACUUAAAUUCAUUUGUUGAAAAAUGAUGCUGUUGUGGUUCUUUAUCCUCUAAAUUA